UCUGUAUUCCUCCUCUUCAGAAAUGCGGCACACAGAUUGCUGGGUUGUUAUUGCGUUAUUCUGAUUCUGGGGUGAAUUAGCACUCUCGGCGUGUGGCUGUAAUACUGGGACACAGUACAGCAAGUGAUAGUGGUGCUGCACCUUCUUUCAUUCGAUAAAGGCAGGACAUUUCUCAGAGAAAGACGCAUUCGCUUGCAGCUUGUACUCAAGACAUGAAUGGAAUGUAAGCAGCCAGCAAUGGCACACAGAAAAAGGCAAGGGACAAGCAGCAGCAUGGUGGAGCCCAGGGGGAGGCCUUGCCCUGCCGCUUCUGCUGCUCUUGACAAGGAGGAGGAGUUGGAACAGGAAGACCUUCAGGCCCCGGAACAACAGUUCCACCAAGAGGUCUCUGACCUGAAGGACAGCCGGCCUCCCACCCCCGAGCCCACAGACCAGGAGUGCCGUGACCACAGCGGGGAUGAGGAUUCCAGCUCCGACUAUGUCAACAACACCUCUGAAGAGGAGGACUAUGACGAGGGCCUGCCUGAAGAGGAAGAGGGGGUCACUUAUUACAUAAGGUAUUGCCCCGAGGAUGACAGCUACCUGGAAGGAAUGGACUGCAAUGACGGGGAGUACAUAAAUCACGAGGACCAGCCAGUGGAGACUGAUGAUUGCCAGGAGGCCGUGGAAGAGUGGGCAGAAUCUGAGGGGCAGGGCCAGGUUCUCAGCGAGGAAGCAGAGGAACAGAUCUAUGAAGACCACCAGGGCCUGGGGGUCCGUGAACCUUCUAUGCAAGCUCCCCUUCCUGGAGAUGAAGACAAGGUGGCGGCGGAGGAGGAGGAAGAAGAAGAAGAAGAAGAAGAAGAAGAAGAAGAAGAAGAAGAAGAAGAAGAAGAUUACUGCCCCAAUGAAGGAAGUUACCCUCAGGACUAUUACGCCCCAGAGACCAAUGGAAAUUCGGUCUGUGUGUCUCCCUACCGAGCUCAGAAGGGUGGUGGGGAGGGGGAGGACCAGGAGGAGGACAUCGACCAGAUCGUGGCAGAGAUCAAAAUGAGCAUGAGCAUGGGGAGCAUAAGCAGUGACACUGACCAGAGCCCAGAGGAGCCUGGGAUUGAAACAGGCUCCAAGGACUUCAAGGAUGUUGCUCUCAAAGCAGAUCCUGUCCCAAACACAAGGAGCAGACAUGAAGGCAGGCCCAAGUCACUGAACAUUCCUCAAGCUUCGAGACACAGUGCAGAAAUACAGAGGGGGUUUAAAGUACGGGCCAGGACUCCAGAGGAAAGGCAGAAGUGGGCGCAAGAGCAGGUGUGUCACAAUCCAGAUCAGCCAAGGAAACAGCAGCGAUCGGACCUUAAUGGACCCGCUGAAAAUAACAAUAUCCCAGAGAAAACAAAGAAGACGGCUUCCUUCCCCAGCUUUGUAGAUGUUAACAGUAUAGUAGGUGAAUGGCUGGGCUUGGAUCUGAAACCAGGGCCUGCUGCUCCCCUGUCCUCAGCUAUGACCACCCGGCCACACAGCCUCCAUUUGAAAAUUCCAGGACCCUGUGAACCAGAGGACCUCAUUGAUGGAAUCAUUUUUGCUGCCAAUUACCUGGGCUCCACACAGCUGCUCUCGGAGCGCAACCCAUCCAAGAACAUCCGCAUGAUGCAGGCCCAGGAGGCUGUGAGCCGCGUGAAGAGUCUGACAGCCAUGUCUCCCUGUUUUAAUGCUGCACAGAGGGUACAGAAGGCAGCCAAAAUCAAGAAGGCAGCGACCCCGGAAGGCGAUGCUCAAACACUCACUGAGGUGGACCUGUUUAUCUCAACCCAGCGGAUCAAGGUGCUGAAUGCAGACUCGCAGGAGACCAUGAUGGACAAUACUCUGCGCACCAUCUCUUACAUCGCAGACAUCGGCAACAUCGUGGUUCUGAUGGCCAGACGCCGCAUGCCUCGCACUGCCUCUCAGGACUGCAUUGAGACCACCCCCGGCGCGCAGGAGAGCAAGAAGCAAUACAAGAUGAUCUGCCACGUCUUUGAGUCUGAGGACGCACAACUGAUAGCUCAGUCCAUUGGGCAGGCAUUCAGCGUAGCCUACCAAGAGUUCCUGAGAGCCAAUGGGAUCAACCCCGAGGACCUGAGCCAGAAAGAAUACAGCGACAUCAUUAACACACAGGAGAUGUAUAAUGAUGACCUUAUUCAUUUCUCAAACUCUGAGAACUGUAAAGAGCUGGAGCUGGAGAAGCAGAAGGGGGAGAUCUUGGGGGUGGUGAUUGUGGAGUCGGGCUGGGGCUCCAUACUGCCCACAGUAAUCCUGGCCAACAUGAUGAACGCAGGACCAGCCGCGCGGUCAGGCAAGCUCAGCAUCGGAGACCAGAUCAUGUCUAUUAACGGCACCAGUUUGGUUGGACUGCCGCUUGCCACUUGUCAGGGGAUAAUCAAGGGCUUGAAGAACCAGAUCCAGGUGAAGCUCAACAUUGUCAGCUGCCCUCCGGUCACCACUGUCCUCAUUAAGAGGCCAGACCUCAAGUACCAGCUGGGAUUCAGUGUGCAGAAUGGCAUUAUCUGCAGCCUGAUGAGAGGUGGAAUAGCUGAGCGAGGCGGGGUGCGUGUCGGGCACCGCAUCAUUGAGAUCAACGGGCAGAGCGUGGUGGCAACAGCGCAUGAGAAGAUAGUGCAGGCCUUGUCUAACUCUUUGGGGGAGAUCCACAUGAAGACCAUGCCAGCAGCCAUGUUCAGGCUCCUGACUGGGCAAGAGACUCCAAUAUACAUCUAGCAUGAAGAUACAUCGUCUAUAAGGGAAACCACAUCAAGCAGUGGCUCUGCGUACAUGGAAGAAAUUACGAUAAAUAAAGCGGAGGACUUAAAGUGCUAGAAGAACUCCAGAGGACUUGCGAGUCCUGAAUUAACAGAUUGACCACCCAUUGGUUUUUUUUUUUUGCCAAAAGGGACAUCUUUUCAUAGACACUAACACUUUACAAAUUUCCCAGUAUAAACAAAAAAGUGUCUCAUGAAAGGCUGGUGAAAUGGAUACUGUUAUUUAUUUGUACUGUUGUGUGUUCGAUGUGCAUCUGGUCACAUGAUGGAGGAGUUGAGUAUCUAGUAUGAGUGGAGUUUAAUUUUAUAUAUAGUAUAAAUGUUUUUCUUUUCAGCGGUAAGGGUAUUUAUAGAAAUGCUCUGUGUAGGAUGUAAAUAUUGAUUGAAUACCAGCAAGUACCAGUGUAAGAGUGUGAAAUCCUUGCUAAGAUUGGGGCAGGGAGGGUUUCAGAGCCUUCAGCUCUUCAAGCUCCUUCUGGAUUCUCUAGUAAGAAUUGACAGUCAUUUAAAAGUAGCAUUACUGCAUUGUAACACAUUGCCUUUGAAAAAACUAAAUGAUGGCGUUUAUAAAAAAAAAUAAUAAUACACUGUAUGGCAGCAAAGCUAAUAUGUGGCGGCGUGUGCCUUCGUUAGAAAUGGAUUGAAAGGAUGGUACAGUUUAAAUACCUGGUUUCUAAUUAUAGGCCAUUUGUAGGCCUGUGAAGAGGGUAUAAUGCUUCUAACAUGCCAUGUUAGAAGCAUUAACGUCCUCAUUUUGUUUGAACGGCUAAACUGCAGGUAACAAGACCCACACAAACGUGUGGGGUACAGCCUGCAGCAGGCAAUGACCAUUGCGGUGAAACGUCUAUUGUGUCUGUCUGUAGAAGAGAGGGCGAAAAUAUUACGCCAAUAAAGAGAAGACUGGGUUUCAGGAAGUUUAAAAAAUCAAUUUUUUAUUUUUUUUUUUUAAUUUUUUUAUUUAGGAUUUAGAACUGUGUUUUAUAAAAUAAGACAAGUAAACAACGGUUUACCUUUACCAAUUAUCUCCCCUAUACUUGCACCUUUUAUGAAGCAAAGUGCCCUUCAGUAAAAAUUUUAAACCAAAAAUUAAAAUAGCCUAAAACUAAAUUGAGCUUUUUAGUGUAAAAAUAAAUAGUUAUGAUUUUUUUUUUUUAAUUAUUAAUUACAGCUCUGUCUCCCAAUUUUAGCCCCCUUUAAUGACCAGAAUAUCAGUUUGAAUGUUGUUGUGAAUGUACAGUGUUUCAGGUGUAUUCAUAACCUUCAGCAGUAUUAGCAUAUGUGUAAAUAAUACAUACUGUGUUAGGUAUUGGACCCAUUAGGGGACUAAGUGUUAGUUGAUCUUAACAUUUGUUUGUCUUGGUGUUGGGCCACAGCCUUGGGGGGGGGAAUAAAAAAAAUACACUGUGACUGAAGAAGCCUUACUGUUCAGUGGCGCUUUCAAAUUUACUGUAGUAAUAAUAAUAAUAAUAAUAAUAAUAACAACCCAUUGCAUGCAGCUAAAGAUAGAACAAAGUCAACCUUGGGGGGAAUAAAAAUAAUAAAUCUUA
This is a messenger RNA of Polyodon spathula (Mississippi paddlefish), 4318 nucleotides long. Its product is annotated as amyloid-beta A4 precursor protein-binding family A member 2-like. NCBI's taxonomy places the organism in Eukaryota, Metazoa, Chordata, Actinopteri, Acipenseriformes, Polyodontidae. The record is from RefSeq and is a predicted model, not a curated record. Gene Ontology annotation, biological process: chemical synaptic transmission. Gene Ontology annotation, molecular function: protein binding; amyloid-beta binding. The coding region runs from base 217 to 2730 and encodes 837 amino acids. The transcript is spliced from 14 exons. Gene Ontology annotation, cellular component: plasma membrane; dendritic spine; cytoplasm.